CUGGCUUUGUAUUGAUUGAUGUGCAGGCAAAUUGCUUACGUCACUAUUAGGUGAUUACAACUGAAUUUGGCUCGUCAACUAUCCGCACUUUACCUUGGCCUUGGGUAAUGAAUGAAAUGACUCUUUACAUCAGUCAAUGUCGUUUUGUUUGCCCCAGAGUUGACACGCGCCACGCCCAUUUAUGGACAGCCCACCAAUGAGGUUGCAGAAACCCCGUAACACAAACACUGACACAUGAUACAAAUGAUCGGCGGCCCAGGAAAGUCAGUCGGUUGUAGGAGCAGCUAGCAGGCUGUGUGAUACUAGUGGCUGGAGCUAGACGUAAGUUGAGCUCCCACGAAUGCGAGCUAUUUGCGAGAUAGGCGGGAACACCAACCAUACUUCAAACCCAGUGGAGAGAGGAGUAAGGGAGGGGCGCUGCAGACUGUAGCAAUGGAAGGCCCGGACUUGGGAGCGUUCUCUUUCGGGUUGGACGAUCUAGCGGAGGCAUUCGCCUCUCUGUCCAUGUUCCCGUUAUUCGAGAUCGCCCACUACAUACUGAUGUGCCAAGCGGUCAGGUCGGACUCAGGAGGGCUCACCUUGUCCAGGAAGCAUCCCCUGGCCAACUGGGUGUGCUGCAUGUUGAUGUGUUCAGCUGGGGGGUUCAUCAGUAGCCUCCUCCUAGGCUUACCAUUGAUAGGUCCACUCAGCAAGACUCCAAAUGUUCUGCUGGCUUCUGCCAUCUGGUACCUUGAGUUUUAUGCUCCGUUCGACCUGUUCCACAAGGCGGUGACUUUCCUACCGAUAAAACUUGUGGUCGUCAGUCUGAAGGAAAUCCGCCGGGCACACAAGGUGCCUGAUGGUAUAGCAACAGCAGCUAAGGUCCAUCCUCAUGGCUAUGUAGCACAUGUUGUCAUUGCUUGUGUCAAAGGUGCUGGUAGUGGCUUCAUGUUGAACUUCCAACGCCUAGUCAGGGGGAAAUGGUCGCCAGAGACAAAUCAGAUUCUUCACCCCACAGUUGUGUUGAAGGAGUGCCUUAUAUCUGCUAUCCUGUUCACCCUACCCACUGGGGUGCUGCCAAUCAACCAAGACCAGCUCCUCCUCCUCACCGGCAUCGCCAUGGUCAUUGUCAAGGUCACCUUGACUGUCACAAAUGUCGGCGACCCCUUCAAGCCAAUAGAGAACGUUCUGUGUAUGCCCAUAUUUGGAAAGGCUGAGGUCAUGGCUGCAGAGAAGAAGAAGAAGGAGUAAAUUUUUAUGAAGCUUUGGUACAUCUAAGGAACCAAAGUGACUCUAGACAGUACAAAGUCAAACAGCAAAUGACUGUUUUUUGUCAAAGGGAGAUUGUUUGAAUGAGGAAGAGAUAGAUUGCUGUACAAGUGUAAUGCAAUUUUAAACAAA
Branchiostoma floridae (Florida lancelet) is the source of this 1380-nucleotide messenger RNA. Its product is annotated as trimeric intracellular cation channel type B-A-like. NCBI's taxonomy places the organism in Eukaryota, Metazoa, Chordata, Leptocardii, Amphioxiformes, Branchiostomatidae. The transcript has 5 exons. The record is from RefSeq and is a predicted model, not a curated record. Gene Ontology annotation, molecular function: identical protein binding; potassium channel activity. Gene Ontology annotation, cellular component: membrane. The coding region runs from base 433 to 1230 and encodes 265 amino acids. Gene Ontology annotation, biological process: potassium ion transmembrane transport.